AUGGAUGAAUAUGAAACAUGCAUUUUUGGAUUGAGAGCUUCCUUAGAAUUAUCAGUCAAGAAGUUAGAGGUAUGUGGAGAUUCUUUGCUGAUUGUCAACCAAAUACAGAAAGUCUGGAAGAUCAAGGAAGAAAAGAUAGUUCCAUACCAUGAAUGCCUCAUGAAGCUGGUGGAUAAGUUUGAUUGCAUUACUUUUCAUCAUCUUUAUAGAGACAAGAAUCAGUUUGCAAAUGCAUUAGCUGCUUUAGCAUCACUAAUCCCGAUCCCAAGAUAUUCCACGGUCAAACCCAUCGAGGUGGCACGAAGAGAGCAACCAGCUUACUGUUAUGCGGUUGAGAUUGAAGCAGAAUUGCCAGACGGAGACCCAUGGUAUCUAGAUAUCCAAAAAUACUUAGAGGAAUGA
Papaver somniferum (opium poppy) is the source of this 402-nucleotide messenger RNA. RefSeq lists its product as uncharacterized. The transcript has a single exon. Gene Ontology annotation, molecular function: RNA-DNA hybrid ribonuclease activity; nucleic acid binding. Lineage: Eukaryota; Viridiplantae; Streptophyta; Magnoliopsida; Ranunculales; Papaveraceae. The record is from RefSeq and is a predicted model, not a curated record. The coding region runs from base 1 to 402 and encodes 133 amino acids.